CUUCAGAGGCAGCAGCAGCAGCAGAACCCACUGAGAACGCCCCAACUACAGCAGUUCAGAGGGAGUCCAAGGAUUAAGUCCUCCAGAGACCACCAGGGUCCACCAGGAAAAUCUGGCAACACAAAAUGAUCAUCAUCUUCUUUCUUGCUCUUCUUCCAGCAGGUCAACCCCAGGAUUCCCAGGACUUCCAGGACUUCCAGGGUCCUAAGGACCUGCAGGACCUCCAGGACCACCAUGAUUCCUGGGACUUCCAGGACCUCAAGAACCUCCAGGACCCUCGGGACUUCCAGGGCCCCCAGUACAAGUGGGAUCGCCAAGAUCUCCAGGAAUUCAAGGAUCCCCUGAACCUGAAGGACUUCCAGGACCCACAGAACCUGCAGGACUUCCAGGACCCACAGAACCAGCAGGACUUUCAGGACCCACAGAACCAGCAGGACUUCCAGGACCCCGAGGACCUCCAGGACCCCCGGAAUCUCCAAGACCUCCAGGACUUCCAAGACCCACGGGACCUUCAGGACUUUCAGGAUCCCUUGAAACGCCAGGACUUUCAGGACCCUCGGAACCCACAGGACUUCCAGGACCCACAGGAUCUCCAGGACCCCCGGAAUCUCCAAGACCUCCAGGACUUCCAAGACCAAUGGGACCUCCAGGACCAGUGCCCCGGGGGCUCCUGUAACCCACAGCUGGGUGACCUCAUGGUGGGUCGAGCAGCACAGCUGUCGGUCUCAUCCACCUGCGGUCUGGAUGGACCUCAGAACUACUGCAUCAUCGGAUACCUACAGACAGAGCAGAAAUGUUUCACAUGUGACUCUCGGCUGCCGUACAAUCGCUACAACAACCCCAACAGCCACCGCAUCGAGAACAUCAUCACCACUUUUGACCCUGAGAGGAAGAUGAAGUGGUGGCAGUCCGAGAACGGAGUUCAUCAGGUCAGCAUCCAGCUGGAUCUGAAGACAGUGUUCCAGUUCAGCCACCUGGUUCUAACCUUCAAGAGCUUCCGUCCGGCCGCCAUGCUGGUUGAGCGGUCGAAGGAUUUCGGACGAAGCUGGAAAGUUUUCCGUUACUUUGCAGACGAUUGUUCACUUCACUUCCCGUCAGUGUCAGCUGAUCCGGCCGAGCGCAUCGAUGACAUUGUCUGUGACAGCAGAUACUCCGGAUCAGAACCAUCCACGGAUGGAGAGGUGGUGCUAAAAGCUCUGGAUCCCGUAUUUGAAAUUGAAAAUCCGUACGCUCCAAACAUCCAAGAUCUCAUCACACUCACCAACAUCCGGGUGAACUUCACUCGUCUCUUCACUCUGGGAGACACUCUGCUGUCUCGGAGACGCAGGAACCCCGAGGACAAAUACUACUACUCUAUGUACAACAUGGUGGUCCGAGGAAGCUGCUUCUGUAACGGACACGCCGGCCGCUGUACGCCGCUGGACGGAGGACGGGGGGACGUCUUCACACAGCCGGGCAUGGUUCAUGGUCGAUGUGUUUGUCAGCACAACACGGCCGGAGAAAACUGUGAGCACUGUCAGGACUUCCACCACGACUCCCCCUGGAGGCCUGGAGGAGAAAACGCAGCCGACAUCUGCAGGAGAUGUAACUGUCACGGCCACUCGGACUCAUGUCACUUCGAUGCAGCUCGUUUCACAGCGACUGGCGGCAUCAGCGGCGGCGUCUGCGACGGCUGCCUCCAUGACAGAACGGGGCCUCAGUGUGAACAGUGCCGACCUUUCCUAUACCAGGACCCCCAUAGGGCCCAGGACGACCCUCACGCUUGCAUACCGUGUGACUGUGACCCGGCUGGUUCUCAGGGCGGCGGUCUGUGUGACGCUCUGAGUGGUCGGUGUGUCUGUAAAGAGAACGUGGAGGGAGAACGCUGCGAUCGCUGCAAACGCGACUUCUUUGGUCUGAGACAGGACGACCCGGCUGGCUGUCAAGCCUGCAGAUGUCACUCUUUGGGAAGCGUCGGCUCGUGUGAUCAGCUGACCGGAAGCUGUGAAUGUGAUCGUUUAGCCGUCCGACCGCUGUGUGAUCGAUGUGUGGAAGGUUUCUGGGGUUUAGGGCACUCUGUGUACCAAUGUUCACCCUGUGACUGUGAUAUUGGCGGAGCUCAAGGCACCACGUGUUCUCCAGAGGACGGACAAUGUCUCUGUUUUCCCAACAUGAUUGGUCGACGCUGCUCUGACUCCGCCCCCGGCUACUUCCUGCCUUCACUGAACUACUUCCUGUAUGAGGCAGAGCUUGCCGUGCCGCUUCCAGGAGCUCCGCCUCCUUCUUCUUCUUCUCUGCUGAAUCCAGCACUACCUCCCUGUGAGCAGUACUUCAGAGAGCGAGGGUUCGACUUUCAGGUCUCUAACGGACGAGUCGUCGUGGUCCGGAGGACUCGGAGACUUGCCCGCCGGCAGCGACAAGGACAGGAAAACAGCAUCCCUCUGGAGCUGGGCCACGCCCUGCAGAUCAUUCCUCGCCAGAGGUCAGCUGAUCAACCUGUAACCUGGACCGGCCUGGGAUUGGUCAGAGUCUUGGAGGGGGCGGGGCUUAGAUUCACCGUGGACAACCUCCCGUCAUCAAUGGAGUACCAGCUGGUGAUCCGCUAUGAACCAGAGUCUCCGUCUGAUUGGCUGGCUUCAAUAAGCAUCAUCAUGCUGUUGCCGGGUGACGGCGGCUGCAGCAUCGACCCGGCAGGAAGUGACACUCUGAUUCUUCCUGGAAACUCCAGAGGAGGGGUCCUGGACUGGCCACUGUGUCUGAAUGCAGGAGGCCGGUAUUUCGUGGACGUAGUUUUUACCAAACAGUCUGGAUCUGACAGCUCACACAUCCUGGUUGACUCGAUGGGACUGAUUCCCAGAGUCGAGUCGGUCCAGGACUUCUGCUCCCAGAUGGACCUCGACUCUUUCCGUCGCUUUCGCUGCUCUGGAUUGGCUGACCUCGGCUCUGAGGAGUCGCUGCCAGAGGUGUGUGAGGGACUCAUCAAGAGUCUGUCGGCAAGAAUCCACAAAGGAGCUGUUCCUUGUGGCUGUAACGUGAUUGGCUCUCGUGGACCUUACUGCAGUAAACUGGGUGGGCUCUGUGAAUGUAAACCAAACGUGAUUGGUCGUUGCUGUGACACCUGUGCACCACUGACAUUCGGCUUUGGAUCUGAAGGCUGCCAACGUUGUGAAUGCGACCCUGCAGGCUCGCUGUCGGAGCUCUGCGACCAGGUCAGAGGUCAGUGCGCCUGUCGGGCCGAGGUAGCGGGUCGACGCUGCGACCGCUGCCAGGCGGGAUUCUGGGGCUUCCCCCGGUGUCGGCCCUGUGGAUGUAACGGCCUGUCGGAGGACUGCGAUCCAGAGAACGGAGAGUGUUUGAACUGCAGGGAACACAGCACUGGACCCAGCUGUAACAGGUGUGUGGAGGGUUACCACGGUGACCCAACAUCUGGACAGCCCUGCCAGCCCUGCCUUUGUCCAGAUGUUUGGAGCAGUGGACGAUUCUUCGCCACUUCUUGCCAAUAUGAGCCACAAUCCCUCAGUCUGACCUGUACCUGCCAGCAGGGGCACACAGGUGUACGCUGCGACAGGUGCAGCCCUGGUUUCUAUGGCGACCUGACGCUGCCGGAUGCCUCCUGCCGGGAGUGUUCCUGCAGCAACAACAUCGACCUCAGUGACCGCGACGCCUGCGACGGCAGGACAGGAGAAUGUCUGCGCUGUCUUCACAACACCAUGGGAACGCACUGCCAGACCUGCAGACCUGGUUACUAUGGCAAUGCCCUGCACCAGGACUGCAAAGAAUGCUCCUGUGACCGGCGGGGGACACAGGUGACUCAGUGUCCUCUUGGGAGUCCCUGUUUCUGUGAUCCGACCACAGGACAGUGUCCCUGCAGGACAGGGGUGAUGGGAGACCUCUGUGACGAGUGUGAGGACGGAUACUGGAACCUGGACGGAGCUUCAGGAUGUCAGACCUGCAGCUGUGACCCCGUCAACUCUUUUUCCAACGUCUGCAACAAGGUGACGGGACAGUGUCCAUGCCGUCCUGAGUUUGGGGGACGACAGUGUGACGAAUGUGGAGAAAAUCAUUUUGGGAAUCCAGACCUGCAGUGUGUCUCCUGUGACUGUAACUUGGAGGGAACUGAGCGUCCAUCAUGUGACCCUGAAACCGGCGAAUGCAUCUGUCGGGUCGGAGUCACCGGUAUCUUCUGUGACGAGUGCGCCCCCGGCUACGACUCGGCGUUCCCGGUCUGCGAGCGCUGCCACGCCUGCACCGCCCUCUGGACCGAGAACGUCACCGAUGUCCAUCGAGCCGCCCAGAGGAUGAAAACCUUCAUCCCUCGCCACAACGACGACAAGCAGCUCGCAAGCCAUCACCAUCGGCAACAGAUGCUGGAGAUGCACUCCAAGCUGGACAGCCUCUCCAACAUGACUGGACUCUCCCUGCCAAAGGUGGAGAAGAUGCAGAAGAUGUUUGUGAAGAUCAGAAAGUUGAAAGAUGCCAUCGACCCAAACGUCAUCCUGAUCAACCAGUCUCCUCUCCUCAACACUGAAAUUGACAACAUUCAUCUGGAGUUCAAGAAGCUCUUAAACAGCUUGAAGGACAAACUCAUCAAGGAUUCAGGCACUGAGGACAAAGAGCAAUUGGAAGAACUGCUGGACGAGAUCCAGAAGCUUCAUAAAUCCUUCAUGUCAGAGGAGAAGAGGGUGAGGAAUGCCAACAGAGCUGUCGAGGACUCCAUGGACAUCAGGCAGGAGAUCAAACGCAAACUGAGCACGUGCAGCAGCAGAGGAGACCUGGCAACACUGGAGAAGAAAGUCAACGGACUCAGUGUGGUCAACCUCAACCAACAGGUCUGUGGAGCUGCAGGUCUGGAAGACUGCUCUGGAUGUGGUGGAGCUCUCUGUGUUCUUCUGGGUCAGAGGAAAUGUGGAGGUCCAGGCUGUGAAGGAGUCGUUCCCAUCGCUCAGAAAGCUUCAGAAACUGCAGAGACGGUGAAGGACCAGUUGAUCAAACUCCCAUCCAGACUCCAGGAGUCCAGGAACAAGAUCAAUGAAGCAAAGCAAGCGGCUCAGGACACCAAAGACCAGGCUAAAGACCUGCAGAACCGGAUCCACAGCAGCACCCAGUCCAUGGAGAGAGACAAGAACAGAACCAGGGAGCUCAUUCAGCGAGUCAAAGACUAUCUGCUGGAUGACAUGGUUCCUCCAGAAGACAUUGAGAAAAUGGCCAAAGCUGUUCUGAAUAUCCAGCUGCCAAGAUCACCAGAUCAGAUCCAAUCAAUGAUCGAUGACAUCAAUAAUUUGGUGACCAAUUCCACCAAAUUCCAGGAUGAUCUGAAGAACCUGGAGCUUCAAGCCAAGGCUGCCCAGGACCUGCUGCAGAAAGCUCAGGAACUCAAGGAACGGACAAAGAACAUUGAUGUGGGGGAGAUCAACAAAGAUAUUUAUGAAGCAGACAGAACUCAGGACAAAGCCAAUGACAACUUGGAGACAGCCAGCCGAGACAGAGACAAGACCAGGGACAGAAUCCAGGAAACUGAAGACAAACUGGACGAUGUCGAGGCGAAGCUGAUGAAUCAGUCUGACCAUCUUCUGAAGGAAAUCCAAGCUGUGAAGAACAAAACUGAGCAGAACAGAGAGAUAGCCCGAGAGGCUCAACAGGCUGCAGAAUCUGCUCUCAGCAACGCUACGGAAACGAAGACGGAGCUGAAUGACGUCAUGAAGCUGUUUGAGGUUCUAAAGCAGAAACAGCUGAACCAGACCGUUAGCGGUGAAGCUGCAGAUCGACUGAAGAACAUCGUGAAGGAGGCUGAGGACGUCCAUAGAGACGUGGAGAACAAACUCCGACAGAUACAAGAGUUGGAGCAAAAGAUCCAGCAGCUGAUUCAGAGGAAAAACCAGAAAGCUGCUGAAGUAUCCGAGUUGCUGCAGACAGUGGAUUCACUUCGACAGGAGAUCUCCAGCCGAGCCGAAGGAUACACCACCUGUACCUCAUAAAUACUGUUCAGUACUGCAGUACUGCUCCUCAUAAAGUCAGGAACUAAAGUUUUCAUUCUUCCAGACCCUGUACAUUAUGACAGUAAUAAGUUUCCGAUACCUCAGAAUUUUCUGUAAUCAUUGAAACACAACAAAACAAUCAUUCACUUUUGUUCUUUCAUAGAUUUAUUAAAGGUCUUCUGGAAAUACGCUACAUUGCCAAAAGUAUUCGCUCACCUGCCUUGACUCGCAUAUGAAUGUAAGUGACAUCCCGUUCCUAAUCCAUAGGGUUCAAUAUGACGUCGGUCCACCCUUUGCAGCUAGAACAGCUUCAACUCUUCUGGGAAGGCUGUCCACAAGGUUUAGGAGUGUGUUUAUGGGAAUUUUUGACCAUUCUUCCAGAAGUGCAUUUGUGAGGUCACACACUGAUGUUGGACCAGAAGGUCUGGCUCUCAGUCUCUGCUCUAAUUCAUCCCAAAGGUGUUCUAUGGGGUUGAGGUCAGGACUCUGUGCAGGCCAGUCAAGUUCAUCCACACCAGACUCUGUCAUCCAUGUCUUUAUGGACCUUGCUUUGUGCACUGGUGCACAGUCAUGUUGGAAGAGGAAGGGGCCAGCUCCAAACUGUUCCCACAAAGUUGGGGGCAUGGAAUUGUCCAAAAUGUCUUGGUAUGCUGAAGCAUUCAGAGUUCCUUUCACUGGAACUAAGGGUCCAAGCCCAGCUCCUGAAAAACAAGCCCACACCAUAAUCCCCCCUCCACCAAACUUUACACUUGGCACAAUGCAGUCCGACAAGUAUGGUUCUCCUGACAACCACCAAACCCAGACUGGUCCAUCAGAUUGCCAGAUGGAGAAGCAUGAUUGGUCACUCCAGAGAAGGCGUCUCCACUGCUCUAGAGUCCAGUGGUGGCUGCUUUACACCACUGCAUCCCACGCUUUGCAUUGCACUUGGUGAUGUAUGGCUUGGAUGCAGCUGCUCGGCCAUGGAAACCCAUUCCAUGAAGCUCUCUGCUGAAGCACUGUUCUGGAGCUAAUCUGAAGGCCACAUGAAGUUUGAAGGUCUGUAGCAAUGGACUCUGCAGAAAGUUGGCCACCUCUUGGCACUAUGCUCCUCAGCAUCCAUCAGUCUACGUGUCCUACCACUUGGUGGCUGAGUUGCUGUCGUUCCUACACACUUCCACUUUCUUAUAAUACAGCUGACAGUUGACUGUGGAAUAUUUAGGAGCCAGGAAAUGUCACGACUGGAUUUGUUGCACAGGUGGCAUCCUAUCACAGUUCCACGCUGGAAUUCACUGAGCUCCUGAGAGCGACCCAUUCUUUCACAAAUGUUUGUAAAAGCAGUCUGUAGCCUAGGUGCUUGAUUUUAUACACCUGUGGACAUGGAAGUGAUUGGAACACCUGAUUCUGAUUAUUUGGAUGGGUGAGCCAAUACUUUUGGCCAUAUAGUGUAUGACAAAAAACUGUUGGGUCAAAAAUAUACAAACAGCGAUUUGAAUUGUCAGGUUUACUGAUGUAAAAAGUUGUGUUUAUCAAAUUUUCUUAGUUUCAUGAGUGACUCCAGUUGACUGCAGCUGCUGACUCCUCUGAUCCAAGUUAAAUAGAACCAUUAGAUCCACUCAUUAGACUCAAACAGUACAGGGGGAACAUCUGAGGAGCUCAGCAAAGAUUUGAAGAAGAAAAUCAUUGACUUGAACAAGUCAGAAAGUCACUUGGAGCCAUUUCAAAGCAGCUUCAGAUCCAGAAUCAUCUGUUUGUCAGAAUAAAGUUCAUGGUCCAGGUGUGUUACUGCCACCAUCAGGAAGAAAACACAAACUAUCACCUGCUGCUGAGAGAUGAUUGGUCAGGAUGGUCACGAGUCAACCAGAAACCAUCAGAAAGCAGAUCUGGAUGAAUGAGAAGCUGCUGGAACACAACUGUCAGUGUCCACAGGGUUCUAGAGGAUUCAUGAAGAAGGAAGUUCUUCCUCUAGAAGCAGAACCUUAAAGCUCCACUCAUCACAUGGACAAAGAAAAGGCUCUGGAGGAAAGUUCUGUGGUCAGAUGGAACAAAAACUGAACAUGAGGUCUUUAACCCCAAGAACACUAAACCUACCAUCAAGCAUGGAGGUGGCAGUAUCAUUCUCUCUAGAACUGGAGCUUUCCACAAAGUAAAUGGAAUAAUGAAGAAGGAGCAUCACCUCCACGUUCUUCAGGAGAACCUAAAACCAUCAGCAGAAGGUUGAUCUUGGACACAGUUGGAUGUUUCAACCAGACAAUGAGUCCAAACACACAUCAGACGUGGUAAAGAAAUGAUUCCAUCAGGCUAGAAUGAAGGUUCUGGACUGGUCUCCCCAAAGUCCUGACUUAGACCCAUCAAGAACCUGCGGACUGAUGAAGAAACAAGUCUGAGUCAGAAACACAACACAUUUAGGGAGCCAGUUCUGUCCAGAGGAGUCAAAGAUAAACUAGAAGAUUGUAGACGGGAACCAAAGAACCAAACUGAGGUGGAAAUGGACAAAUUUAACCAAAUAUUAGCAUUUCUGUUUGUAUAUUUUUCAGCCUGUCCAGCUCAACAGGGUCAUGUUUCCCUGAUGAUUCUACCAAGGAUGUUCCCUUUGCAGUGGUUAGAUAGUAUUAGAUGUUAGAUUAUUAGACACUAGGUAGGUACUGUGGGAACUCAUUCAUCCAUUCACUAACUAGAUGAUGAGACAUCUGACCACCUUAAGAGAGUCAUAUUUCUAGAAGCUCUAUCAUAAAUCUAUAAAAGAACUAAAAUACAUAACUGUUUUUCAUGACAAAGAUUCAUGUGUUUCAGUGAUUCCAUCCUAGACAAUUCUGAGUUAUUGGGAACUAAUGACUGACUAAUGAACAGCGACUUUAUAGGUGGAUGGAAACGUGUUCAUGACUGUAAAUCCACAGUACUACUCCUCUUAAAUACUGCACUAUACUGCAGUACUGUUCCACACAAGUACCACAAAGCAGUGUGUACUGUAAAACUGCUAAGAGUAUUUGUUUUUCUGUAUCUUGUUUUUUUCCUGGUUUUGCAAAUGUUUGAUUUUUAUUUAGUAAAAUGUGCUCAAAAUGCUGCAUCAUAAAGCUGUUAUUGGUUCCAUCUAAAUGAAGAUGGAUAGACAGACAGACAGACAGACAAUUCAUCCCCUUGGGAAAAUUUCAAAGUAUCCAAUAGCUAAUAACAGAACUGUCAAUGAACAAAUUGUGCUCGUGGAAGAGAUGGCAUUAAGGUUCCUGAAAACAUCCGGUUUACAGAAAUGUGCAACAUUGUUGGUAUUUACAAUAAGAUGGUGUUUGCAAUAAAAUUGUGUUGUAAGAGUACAGAACUCUAUGGUACCAGCGGUGUAGAUAGAAAUGAGAGGGUUCUGGUGGGUAAAAGGUUCUAGCAGCCAACAGAUCAUGAGCCACUGAUCCAGACCGAGGUGUUCUAGAGCCUGAUGGAUGUGGAAGGAUCUCCUGAACCGUCCGGAUGAUCCUCCACUGUAGUUGCUCCUCUGUCCAGGAUGUUGUGGAGAUGGUGGCUGAUGUUCAGGAUGGACUGAUCUGUCCUCAGUGAGAACGACCUUCUGCUGAGCUCAGAACUAGCCUUCUUCAGCAGCCUGUCCAGCAACUGACCACAGCAGAGAACACUGGCUGGUAGAACAUCUGCAGCACUUCACUGCAUACGUCGACGGAUCUUAGUCUUCCGAGGAUGAACAGUUGGUUCUGCCCCUUCUGGUACCGGGUAUCUGUGUUCAUGGACCAGUCCAGUUUGUUGUCACGAUGCAAACCCAGAUAUUUGUAGGCUUGUACCAUUUCAGUGUCCUCCCCUCUGACCGGCUGUACAGGUGUAGACCUGCAGAAGUCCACCACCAUCUCCUCAGUCCUGGAGAUGUUCAGCAGAAGGUCCAGUCUGUGAAGGUUAAUCAGGUUCCUCUACUCACCUUCUUGCCCAGUCUUGAUCAACACCAGCUGUAUCAUCAGUCUUUCUGAACCUGUGAGAUGGUCCACAAUCCAGGAGGUGACCUCCAUCUCCUCCAGGUAGUUUCACAGUAUGUGGGGUUGAACUGAAGGAACAUGAUCUCUACAUGGUUCCUCUAUCCGAGGUUAGUAUCAAAAUGAUAUAAAUAAUCUGAAUGUUUUUAUAGUCAGUAAUGUUCCUGGGAUUUUAGAUUCUCAAGAACUGUGUGAGAAGCAUCUAAAACCAUCUAACCCUCACAUUAAGCUGCUGUUUGUGUUCAUCCAUCCAUCCAUUAUCUAUACACCGCUUAAUCCUCACUAGGGUUGCGGGGGGGGCUGGAGCCUAUCCCAGCUGACUCGGGCGAAGGCAGGGGACACCCUGGACAGGUCGCCAGUCUGUCGCAGGGCCACAUACAAAGACAAACAAGCACUCUCACAUUCACACCUACGGGCAAUUUAGAAUGAUCAAUUAACCUCAGCAUAUUUUUGGACUGUGGGAGGAAGCCGGAGUACCCAGAGAAAACCCACGCAUGCACAGGGAGAACAUGCAAACUCCAUGCAGAAAGAUCCCGGGAAAGCCGGGACGCGAACCAGGGAUCUUCUCGCUGCAAGGCGAAAGUGCUAACCACUACACCACUGUGCAGCCAUUGUUUGUGUUCAUAUCAGAGUUAAACAGUUUGGUUUCAUUUGUUUUAUUGGAGCAGAAAGCAGAUCCAAGAUGAUCAAUAAGAUAUUAAAUCUUUAUGGUGUAAAUGUGA
Molecule: messenger RNA, 10617 nt
Organism: Amphiprion ocellaris (clown anemonefish)
Lineage: Eukaryota; Metazoa; Chordata; Actinopteri; Pomacentridae
Gene: lamb4
Product: laminin, beta 4
Exons: 35
Coding region: 126-5954 (1942 amino acids)
Biological process (GO): basement membrane assembly; substrate adhesion-dependent cell spreading; cell migration
Cellular component (GO): laminin trimer
Source: RefSeq, a predicted model, not a curated record